CUCAUUGUGCUGACCUCCACCUCAAAAAAAUAAAUGAUAAAUAUAAAUUUGAAGGACUAAACCAGUGGGAUUGUCCUAGUGAAAGCUGAAUUCAGUGGUUGUGUGAUAUCUGGAGCCACAUGACUGUCCGGACUGGAAGGAUAGAGGUGGCACUUGUUGACUUCGAGGGUAUGGAGAGUACUAAUGGUGUGGACAAUUUCAAUGACCCAAAUUAUCCCAACGAGAUGACGGCUUUGACAGUAGAAAUGCCAGAGUUUUGCAAUUCUGCAAAAGUGUCACCAUAUAAAGAGAGGACACCACAAAAUCUGGACAAACCGCAAUCACCUGUCCUACCUCCUCACACGAGGAGAGGGCGCGCCAGCUGUGCUAGUCUGAUUUCCAACUGGAAAUUACUCCUGAACAGUGAAGGAACGCAAAGUGAGACGAUCUUCAGUAAACUGGCCAAAGAAUACGAGGACAUGUUUGUUGAUAAGCGACCUCUCGAUGACGGCGAUCAAAAGGUCAUCAUUAACAUUGCGGGUCUUUGCUUUGAAACCCGCCUUAGGACCCUCGACCAGUUCCCAGACACCCUUCUGGGCGACCCAAUGAAAAGAAUGGGCUAUUUUGACCCCAUGAGAAACGAGUAUUUCUUUGACCGCAAUCGCCCGAGCUUUGAUGGGAUCCUGUACUACUAUCAGUCGGGGGGGAAGGUCCGCCGACCUGCAAACGUACCUUUAGAUGUCUUCGCGGAUGAGAUCAUCUUCUACGAGUUAGGGCAGGAAGCCAUGGACCAGUUCCGCGAGGAGGAAGGCUUUAUCAAAGACGUGGAGAUCCCAUUGCCAUCCAAUGAGUUUUACAGGCAGUUCUGGCUGCUCUUUGAGUAUCCCGAGAGCUCAAAUGCAGCCCGAGGGGUCGCACUCGUUUCCGUCUUCGUCAUCGUCAUCUCCAUCAUCAUAUUCUGCAUGGAGACUCUCCCAGAAUUCCGUGAGGACCUAGAGAUUUUCCCAACUGCGGGUGUUUCCUUCAACGAGACGCAUCCCUCAGGUGCUCCUCCUCCAAGUGCCUCUCCCAAAACCAUCAGCAGCACCUUCUCCGACCCCUUCUUCAUUCUUGAGACUGCUUGCAUCAUCUGGUUCUUCUUUGAGCUCUGCGUGCGUUUCCUGGUUUGUCCCAGCAAGCGGGAAUUCUUCAACAACAUCAUGAACAUGAUUGACAUAGUCUCCAUUAUUCCCUAUUUCGUCACUUUGAUAACUGAGAUCGUGACCACCACCAAUAAGUCCAACACGGGGCAGAAUAUGUCCCUGGCCAUCCUGCGAAUCAUUAGACUGGUGCGCGUCUUCAGGAUCUUUAAGCUCUCCAGACACUCAAAAGGGCUGCAGAUCCUGGGCCAGACGCUCAAGGCCAGCAUGAGGGAACUUGGCCUGCUCAUCUUCUUCCUCUUCAUCGGCGUCAUACUCUUCUCCAGCGCCAUCUAUUUCGCUGAGGUGGACGAUCCUAACACCCAGUUUGUUAGCAUCCCUGAUGGAUUCUGGUGGGCUGUGGUCACCAUGACCACUGUGGGAUAUGGAGACAUGUGUCCUAUUACAUUAGGCGGUAAGAUUGUGGGCACUCUGUGUGCCAUUGCUGGGGUGUUGACCAUCGCCCUGCCUGUGCCUGUAAUCGUCUCCAAUUUCAAUUACUUUUACCAUAGAGAGACAGAGCAGGAGGAAAAGCAGCCCAUAGCAGAGUCAACUGAACAAGCUUUAAAGUCAGGGAACAUUACAAAGCAUGGAAGUAGUUCCUCUCUGAACAAGGCAAAUGGGAACUGGCAGACUGAUAAAUCCAAGUAUUAAAACCCCUCUCGAAACUAUCAUGAGUGUGAAUCUCAUUAAACAUGUUCAGGUCAUAUUUCACCACAAAAUCAAGUGACCAAGAUAGCAUACUGCAAGAUGUCUUCAUCUGGAAAGCAUCUGUUGAGUAUGAACUUCUGAAAGUUUUACAUACAUUGUAAAUCUUAAAGACAUCUUAUUUGACAUAUUAUAGGAGACGUCCUAUAGACGUAUUGCAGAUGGGCAAGCACUCUAAAAAAGACUUUCAGAUAUCACCAUGAUGUACAUGUGCUAUCAGGGUUAUAUGUUGCAUAAAGAAAAUAGUCUAUUUUAGUAUCACUGCAGGUUUUAUCAUAGCAAAGAGACACCUUUUCAUUCCAGUUCUCAUA
Carassius auratus (goldfish) is the source of this 2176-nucleotide messenger RNA. It is a transcript of the gene kcna10a, whose product is annotated as potassium voltage-gated channel, shaker-related subfamily, member 10a. Gene Ontology annotation, biological process: action potential; potassium ion transmembrane transport; protein homooligomerization. The coding region runs from base 120 to 1811 and encodes 563 amino acids. Gene Ontology annotation, molecular function: delayed rectifier potassium channel activity. Lineage: Eukaryota; Metazoa; Chordata; Actinopteri; Cypriniformes; Cyprinidae. Gene Ontology annotation, cellular component: voltage-gated potassium channel complex; membrane. The transcript has a single exon. The record is from RefSeq and is a predicted model, not a curated record.